CAGAAAAAAAAAUCUGAAAAACUUCCAAAAUCAAAAACUAAUGAAACGCCUACAUUAAGAGGAAUCAAGGGGUCUACUGAACUUUUAUCAUUGGCAAACUUUGAUUGCAUCUGGGGUUUUCCUCCUGACUUUAUGCACGGUGUACUUUUAGGUGUGACACGACAACUAUGGAAUGAGUGGAGUAAAAAUUUUUUAUCAAAUGCACAAAAAAAAUUAAUUAAUAAAAGAUUGACUAAUAUACAACCUCCUAAUGAAAUUCAGCGAACACCACGAGUUCUACUACAAAAAAAACUGUGGAAAGCAAGUGAAUGGCGUUCAUGGCUGUUAUUCUAUAGUGUUCCAGUAUUAACCGGAAUUUUACGUGAUGAUUUGUUAGAUUCUUAUAAGCUUCUUGUGAGUAGUGUACACAAACUGUUAUCGUAUAAUAUAACAGAAGAAGAGCUGCUGACA
Molecule: messenger RNA, 450 nt
Organism: Cotesia congregata
Lineage: Eukaryota; Metazoa; Arthropoda; Insecta; Hymenoptera; Braconidae
Source: the annotation of a GenBank genome assembly